Onthophagus taurus is the source of this 645-nucleotide messenger RNA. Lineage: Eukaryota; Metazoa; Arthropoda; Insecta; Coleoptera; Scarabaeidae. The record is from RefSeq and is a predicted model, not a curated record.
UGUGUAGUUGCAGUUUCUGCUUCGCAGAGAAGACAUCCAAAGAAAAAAGAAAUCCAACAACCCCCUGAACCGCUUAAGUACGCAUGAUUAUAUAGAAAUGGCCGUUUCUGGAUUAUUAAUCUGCAGUAUAUUCGUAAGCACGAUUGUUCUUUGUAGCCACAUUCAAAGUCCGAGAACAUUAAAGUCGCAAUUUCGCGUCGAAGGAAAUCGCCCAACCAGAGGUUUCAGCGAAAUGAAAUUAUCCACUUCUCGGGGUUUUGGUAAAAGGGAUAAACUUGCGGAUCUAACUGAUAGAACGUUGUAUACUGCUAGAAAUUUUGGUAAAAGGAUGGUUGAAAGUAACACGAUCGGUGAUCAAUUAGCAAACAGCAUCCUCUUGGAACUAUUAGCAGCUCAAAGUCCUUUCGGCAGCAACCUAAGGAUACCUAAGAAUUGGCAGAACGUCGAUGACACAAAUUAUGAUUAAAACAACAACGAAAUGUUACAAAAUUGUACGUAAUGGAACUAUUUUCUUUCGGCCAGAAUUCGUUGAAUAAAGCGUACCCUUACCACUUAAGAAAUAUGUAUAAAUAAUAAAUGAAUGUAAUUAUGUGUUUUAAAUCGCUGGAGUAUUACUGUUCUAUUAAAUAAAUCUAAUUAAAUGUU